AAGCGCGAAGACGUUGUUUUUCUGCUUAUAUUAUUUUCAAGCUUCUCUUGGCCCAUUGUUUAUUUUUUCCACUUUGUUUUUGUUUUGAGCUGCAAGUCGCGUUCGAGCAGUGUUUAUUUUUAUUUUUAUCGCCUUUACCGAUGAGCGCAAGUGAUUGAAAUUCUGCGCCAGUGCGCGCUGGUGUAAAAGAAGUGAGAAACGAUCGAGGAGUUGAACAACUAAAAAGACAGUCACAUAAUUGGAGGCAGCGAUUCGAAACGUUUCCAAAUGAAAUUGAAACACCUCGAAAAAAAAAAACAUCAAGCAGAGCCAGGCAAUUGCCAUUUGCGAUUCAGCGAUUGCGUAUCGAAUUGAACUUAAGCAAAUUGUGGCAUAGCCACCGCAACAUAUAGUACACCUGUGUGCUUUUUUAACCGAAGGUCGACCGCAUCUUUACAGGCUUUCGCCUCUGCGUCACUAUCCCAAGAAUGUGUUAAUUCGGCGGUGAUUCGACAUCAACAACAACAUCCAAAGCGACUGCCUAUACGGCGACAACAGCACUUUGCCGCCUGACGACACAAGAUUUGCAUAAAAAAGUAAACAAACGCGGCUCAAAGAAAACAAAAGAGAAAAACCGCUGACGAAAAAAUCAAAACAAAAUCAGCUCCAUACAUAUAUCAAUACAUUAGCUAUGAAAAAGACUAUCCCAUGACAACAAGCCAAACGUUAAAUAUUUUAACACAUAGUUAUGUAUCACUUAAUAUAUGUUUGAAGGUUAUGACAGUCAAAAGGAAAAAAGUAAAAGUAUCGAAAUGAUUGGACUACGGCCGCAUCGUAAGCGUUUGGAGCUGUUUUUAAUGGUACUGAUCGGCGUGGCCUGGGGCAUUCUAUUGUCCGAGUUGAUGCGAAGAUCCCACUGGCGAAAUCACAAGGAUCUGGUGAGGGUUAAAAGCAGCCCUUUCCCAACCAGUCGUCGGAUUAGUCCUUAUUCCACGGCUCCUUCCACCACCUCAACUUCCACUUCUACCUAUACGACGACCACCACAACAUCUUCAUCACCCAAUGUCCUGGCCUCCAAUCUUUUCAACGAGACACGGGUCCUUUGCAUGGUCCUAACCAGCCCCAAAACCCACCACAGCAAAGCUAUUCACAUCCAGAGAACCUGGGGCACUCGUUGCAACAAGCUGAUCUUCAUGAGCAGCAAGGCGGAUAAGGAACUGGGAACCGUGGUCCUCAAAGUGAGGGAGGGCUACUCAAACCUAUGGCCCAAGACACGGGCAUCGCUGCAGUAUGUCUACAAUCAUCAUUUUCGGAAUUACGACUGGUUUCUGAAGGCAGACGAUGACACCUACGUGAUAAUGGAAAACCUACGGGCCUUUUUAUAUGCCUACAGUCCAAGCAGCCCAGUUUAUUUUGGAAAUAAGUUUCGCAGCAAUGUAAAAGAGGAAUACAUGUCUGGAGGAGCGGGCUAUGUUCUGAGCAAAAUGGCCCUGCACCAACUCAUAAACGAGGGAUUUGUCAACAGCAGCAUCUGCAGCAAUCGCGGAUAUGGCUAUGAGGAUAUUGAACUAGGACGAUGUCUGCGGGGUGUUGGCGUGGUAGGUGGAGAUUCCAGGGACGAACAGGGAUUGAACCGCUUUAUACCCUUCUCACCGCUACACUGGUAUCCAGACGCUCCCAAAUGGUACCGACCACUGCUCUACUAUACGACCUCAAAUAUCACCAGUGACUGCUGCUCAAACUCGGCCAUCUCGUUUCACUACAACAAUGCCAAGGAGUUUUACGUUUUGGAGUAUGUUAUCUAUAAGCUAAGAGCUUUCGGCAUAUACAGAAUCCAGGAUCAUUUGCCGGCAAGGAAGUCCACAUAUAGCAAUAUUGAGACCAAACAAAUUGCAGUCAACAAUAUUGUGGUAGAAAAAAAUGUCACAGAACCAAAAGCCAUAAUCCAAAACUUAUCCCUCUAACAAAGAGUAAUUUAGUUUUAUAUUGACUGCAGCAGACAAUGCCAAAGAGUAAGACCAAGAUAUCAAAAAUUAUCUAAAACUACUCCUUUAAUUAAAAAACUGAGUUGUACAUAUUAUAUGGUUCUCAUUUAUUUAAUUAAUUUAGUUGUUAAUUAAAUUUAGUUUUUAAUAUGUUAGUUUACUUAUUUUUAUACCCUUGCAGAGGGUAUUAUAAUUUCAGUCAGAAGUUUGCAACGCAGUGAAGGAGACGUUUCCGACCCUAUAAAGUAUAUAUAUUCUUGAUCAGCAUCACUAGGAGAGUCGAUCUAGCCAUGUCCGUCUGUCCGUCUGUCCGUCUGUCCGUCUGUCCGUCCGUUUAUAUGCAAACUAGUCUCUCAGUUUUAAAGCUAUCUGCAUGAAACUUUCCCAAAAGUUGUCUUUCUAUUGCAGGUAGUAUAUAAGUCGGAACGAGGCGGAUCGGACGACUAUAGCAUAUAGCUCCCAUAGGAACAAUCGGAAAAAUAAAUGAAAAAAAAUUAUAACUUUGCUGUUUUUUAAUUUUUUGUUUAGUUCUUCGACAUAUAGUAAUGGUAAAAUAUUUCCGAUUUACGGUUUAAAUUUCAUCAAAAUCGGACGACUAUAGCAUAUAGCUCCCAUAGGAACAAUCGG
Drosophila gunungcola (fruit fly) is the source of this 2591-nucleotide messenger RNA. RefSeq names its product glycoprotein-N-acetylgalactosamine 3-beta-galactosyltransferase 1. NCBI's taxonomy places the organism in Eukaryota, Metazoa, Arthropoda, Insecta, Diptera, Drosophilidae. Gene Ontology annotation, cellular component: membrane. Gene Ontology annotation, molecular function: N-acetylgalactosaminide beta-1,3-galactosyltransferase activity. The coding region runs from base 744 to 1943 and encodes 399 amino acids. The record is from RefSeq and is a predicted model, not a curated record. The transcript has 5 exons.